CGGGAGCGGGACUUUGCGGCCUCUCGGAAACCGCGUCUUCCACACACCCGCGCAGCCGGCGGAUCUCCUGGGCGCGCCGCUUUUGCUUUGUCCGUUUGCUCGUCCAUCUUUAGUACCGCCUUCAAGAUCUGUUGCUGCCUGGUUGAAGAAAAUAUUUGGAGAUCAUCCCAUUCCACAAUAUGAGGUGAAUCCGCGGACAACAGAGAUUUUACAUCACCUUUCAGAACGCAACAGUGUCCGGGACAGGGAUGUCUACCUGGUAACAGAGGACUUGAAACAGAAAGCAAGGGAAUAUGAAUCAGAGGGUGAGCUUAAUUCCAGAAUUUUGAGUGAGAUAAUAAUUAGAGCCAAGCAUCUUCAAGACCUUCUCAUGGAAAGUGUGAAUUUUUCCCCUGCCAAUCUCUCUAGCACUGGCUCCAAAUAUCUGAAUGCUUUGGUUGACAGUGCUGUGGCCCUUGAAACAAAGGAUACCUCACUAGCUAGUUUUAUCCCUGCAGUGAACGAUUUGACCUCUGACCUUUUUUGCACCAAAUCCAAAAACGAAGAGAUCAAGCUUGAAUUGACAAAACUUGAGAAAAAUCUAACAGCAACUUUAGUACUGGAAAAAUGUCUACGAGAGGAUCUCAAGAAGGCAGAGUUGCAUCUGUCUACGGAAAGGGCCAAAGUUGACCAUCGUCUUCAGAACAUGGACUUCCUAAAAGCCAAGUCAGAGGAGUUCAGAUCUGGAAUUAGAGCUGCAGAGGAGCAACUUUCAGCCAGAGGAAUGGAUGCGUCUCUGUCUCAUCAGUCACUGGUAGCACUUUCAGAGAAAUUGGCAGAACUAAAACGACAGACUAUACCUUUGAAGAAAAAAUUGGAGUCCUAUUUAGAUUUAAUGCCGAAUCCAUCUCUUGCCCAGGUGAAAAUUGAAGAAGCAAAGCGAGAAUUAGAUACUAUUGAAGCUGAACUUACAAAGAAAGUAAACAUGAUGGAACUGUGACUAGAGCCAAAUAAAUUUCAUCUUUCUUAACAAAGGAAAUUGAAUGGGGCUUUAAAGAAUUAUUUCCUCAUGGCAAUCCUUAUAACUUAAUUUCUGUAUUCUUAGGUGAGAUAAUAGUGUCAUUAUUGAU
Hippopotamus amphibius kiboko is the source of this 1109-nucleotide messenger RNA. RefSeq names its product HAUS augmin like complex subunit 1 (gene HAUS1). Lineage: Eukaryota; Metazoa; Chordata; Mammalia; Artiodactyla; Hippopotamidae. Gene Ontology annotation, biological process: centrosome cycle; spindle assembly. Gene Ontology annotation, cellular component: HAUS complex; cytosol. The record is from RefSeq and is a predicted model, not a curated record. Bases 371 to 979 code for a protein of 202 amino acids. The transcript has 9 exons.